AUGAAUUAUGACAAGCCAUCUGACCCGAGUGAGCUCAAGUCCACACAUUCUGAAACAUGUUUGAAAGCCUUAGCCAUUCCAGCUCCAGGAGAUUUACUUGAUUGGAUUGGGCAACACCAGAGGUCGCUACUAGACAUGAUGCCCAUAGAAAGGAAGUUUAAAGGAGCAGCCAUCACUCGGUUCCUUUUGGACGAAGGAAAUGAAGAAAUUUGGCCAAGCAUACUUGAUAUAAUUGGUGAAAACACACAAGCUGAUAUGCCAAAGAAUGAUAGCACGAAGGCUGUUGCUGAUAAAGGAUUGCCUACUGUUGGUGAACCUGUUGGUGAUAAUCUGGAGGAGAAACCAUUGUUUUACAUGGACACAUCUGCUGAUCCAGCUGUAGCUGUUCUCAUGGAGAAUGAGGUCAACGAUGUCGCAGGGGAGAAUGGAGAUGGUGACCUCAUAAUUGAUGAAGACGCUGAUGUCAUAGUUGAAGAAGAUGAUGAUAUCAGAAUUGAAGAUGAUGAUGAAGUGACGAAUGAAGAUGAUCUUAAAGACCAAAAUAUGGAUACCCCUGCUCUUUUUGAACUGAAUAAAAACCUCAACUCGGAAAAAGCUCAUGAAAAGGAUGACCCUGAUAUCAUUGAAGAACUAUAUGUUAUUGAUACUGCCCCUACUAGAAUAACACUCAGUCAAGCUUAUGCUGAAAUGACUCCUCAAGCAGAAAAUGGAGACAGUGAUAAUGAAGAUGUUGAGUUGAUUGAAGGGGAAGAUGUUGAAAAAGACAUAGAGAAAACUGAGGAGAUAUAUGUUGUUGAUACUGAGAAGUGGAGCAAGAAACCUGAGAGUAUUGUGUCUCAGAUGAAUCUGCCUGAUACUAUAUCCCCAAUAUGUACACCGCCCAGAUCAUCCAGGAGAGCCAGAGCAGGUGUUACGCCAAAGGCAAUCAAUGUUGGGGAUAGUCCAAAAUCAAGCCUUGGUAGAGAGAUGAAAGCUACUCCUAAAGCAAUUAUUGAUAGAGCUCCUGCAACUGACCAGACUCGAACCCCAGUCAGGAAAUCUAAACCAAACCCUGUUGAAACUAUUGAAGAAAUUAACCUGGAUGAGAUAGUUUCAGAAGAACUUAGUCCUAAAUCAAGCAUUACACAAGAAAUGAAAUCUUCUAAGACAGGAAUUGAGCGAAGGAAAUCACUGCCAAACCCAGUUGAAGUUGUAGAAGAAAUUGAUCUGGUGGCAAGUGAUACUGAAACCAAGGCCAAAUAUACAAAACUCAAGACCCCAAAACCUAAACCCAAUGAAAAAGGGAUUGCUCCAAUUUCACAAUCUAAGAAAGGAAAAACAACCUUGGUAUCACCUCGUCGUACCAGAAGGACAUCCCAAAUGCAAAUGGAGAAAGCUGUUGAUGAAAUCACAGUUGUUGAAGAAACUCAGCCAGAUAUGUUUGAAUCGCAAGAUGCUCAAAUAGUUGAUAACAGCACCCAAGAUAAAGUUGCUGAAAGUAAAGAGAAAAAGAAUGAAAAUGGAGAUGAUGUGACAGACGUUGCGAUAUUAGAGAUCAGACAAGAUAGAGUCAGUGAUACUUCUGAUAAUGAAGGAAAUGAAGCUACUACAUUUGCCAUUCCAGAUAUCAGUAAACAUUUGAAGAAAGGACCAGGGGAAAAUUCCAUCAAGGGACUAAAGAAAGGGGAAAAUUCCGGUGUGAAACCUGGAAGGAGGAGGGAAGAUGUUGCAAGUGAUACAUCUGAAGACACUCACAUCAGCUCCAUUCCAAACAUAUCCCAACACCUUAAGACAGAUGAAACUCAAGCGGAAAAUUCCAUUGAUGAGGAAGAAUCAACCAAAUCAGUAGUAGAUAAAACGCCUAAAUUGAGCAAGAAAACAAAAACACCAAGAAAGUCUUCAAGAAAGUCAGUUGUAAAAACAAGCCCAUGUUGUGAAGAAAAGAAAAAUCAAGUUAUAACAAAUGUAACUUUAACAAGAAAAAAUGUUGCUGCCCUUCAAGAGACAGAUUCGGAUGCUACAACACCAAUGAAACAAAAACGCACAAAACAAAGAAAUGUAAAACUUGAUGACAAAUUCAGCCCACCACUUCUAAGAUCGAGAAAUUCAUCUGGGGAUAGUAUCAAUGCUUCCACAAAGGGAACACCUCAAAAGUCUAAAUCCCUGAAAAAAUCUACUGGUAUUACCGUGUAUGAUUUCCAUGGAAGUGCAUCUGAACUGUCCGAUUUUGGGACACCCCCUAAACGUAAGAUUUUAAGUCCCAUCUCCGAAGUAACCCAAUCUUUAUCAAAGUCAGGUAAAAAGAAAAUCAGGACACCAAAGUCUAAAAUUCCAUUAGAAUUUGAAACCGUAAAAACUUCAGCCAGUAAAACCACAAAACUCAAAACCCCAUCCUCGGUAGAUAAGCUCAAAUUGCCAGCAUCGUCAAGGAAACGGCUGAGUACACCAAAACAAACAGUUGAAACAUUAUCUAAAUUGAAGCAAGCUCAGAAAGAGGCUGUUAGUGAGAAACGACCAAGGAGGGAAAGUGCAAAUUAUUGAAUAUUGGAAUAGACUCGAUAGAAAGACACUUCAUAAUAUUAGGGACACUAAACUACAAUAGAGACACUUUACCACUGACAAUGAAGACACUUCAUCACAAUAGAGAGACACUUUACAAUUGACACUUAAACGAUGAUAAUGGAGAGACACUUCAUCACAAUAGAGAGACACUUAAAUUGUGGUAAUUGAGAGACACUUCAUCACAAUAGAGAGACAC
Owenia fusiformis is the source of this 2737-nucleotide messenger RNA. Lineage: Eukaryota; Metazoa; Annelida; Polychaeta; Sabellida; Oweniidae. The record is from the annotation of a GenBank genome assembly.